AUGACGGCCAGAGGCAGUUCCCUCCUAGAAAUCGCGCUUCUCCUUUCAUUCACGUGUCAAUGCCUCGCCAUUCGACCUCACCGUACGCCCUCCCCCAAGUCCACGUCACUCUAUAUCGUGCGUCUGCGCUCCGCCCUUCCCCUCGCCGCGUAUCGGGGCGGAAUAGCGAGCUUCCCGGGAUGGAUGGACGACGUCGACGACGACGAAUCUGCCGGUCCGUCUGGUCUGCAGGCGACGGUGGAGACGGUUGCGCACGAAGCGGCGACGCUGGCCGGCAGAAUUCCGCGGCGCGCGCGGCUGAGCUUGGAGAACCCGCAGCUCAAGGCGUACGCGCAGAUGCUGGAGUCGCAGCAGAUGCGAAUCGCGUCUGACGUGGGCGUGACGUCAGACAGCAUUGUGUACAAGUACGCUUUGGGAAACCUACAACAACUUUCCGUCAUCAAAACUGUCCCACUUGAUUCCGUGCCCAAAGCCCUCGUUCCCAUCACUUCCUCAAUCUCUUCAAACCCCCUUCACCCCCACUCUCCCCCCUCCCCCAGCUACGUGCACGCGAGCAACGGGUUCGCAGCCACCCUCUCCCCGCAGCAGGUGCGGCUGCUGCAGCGGCACCCGGCAGUGGCGGCAGUGACGCGCAGCCGCAGAGUGACGCCGCUCACCAUCGACUCGCCCACCUUCCUCGCCAUGCGCGCCACCGGGUCGCUGUGGCCCGCCAACGGCGGACAGGCGAGGGCGGGCGAAGGGAUGGUGGUCGGCGUAGUGGACUCGGGCAUCUGGCCCGAACACCCCUCUUUCAGCGACGCGGGCUUCCCCUCCUCGCGCCCCGCCGGCUGGACGGGCAAGUGCGACGCGACGAGCGAGUUCAAGUGCAACAAUAAGGUCAUAGGCGCGCGGGGGUUCUACAAGGGCUUUAAGGAAGACACCGGUGGGCCGGACCUGUCGAAAGACUGGCUAUCGCCUCGCGAUUCGUGCGGUCACGGCACGUGGUGUGCAGGCGCAGCAGCGGGCAACAGGGACGUGCCCAUGGCGGGCGGCAGGGCGAGCGGCAUGGCGCCAGCAGCGCGCCUGGCGGUGUACAAGGUGCUGUGGUACGCAGAGGGCUCCUUCUUUGGCGUAUCAGCGGACAUGGAGGCGGCCGUCAACCAGGCCGUGGCGGACGGCGUGGAUGUGCUCUCGCUCUCGCUGGGCGGCGUGGAUCUCACAGAAACCUACUUCUCCCACAUGCCCUACCUCGCUGCUAACCUCGCGGGAAUGCUCGUGGCGUUCGCCGCAGGGAAUGGUGGCGCUCCAGGCUAUGACCCAAGCGGUUACCGCACGAUUGAAAACUUCUCCCCGUUCUACCUCACAGUGGGGGCAAGCACCAUUGGCCGAGGUGGUAUAACCCUGAAGGCCGCUACACCGGCAGGCGCACCUCACAGCAACUCAUCAACGACCCCUGCAGCCACGGCCUACCCUGCCGUGGCCGAUUUCUCCUCCACCGGACCCCUCAGGGACCCUUCCACUGACACCCCCGCCACUCUCCCCACCAACAGCAUAUUAAAGCCCGACAUUGUGGGCCCGGGCGUGGAUCUCUACGCUGCAUGGCCGGCUGAGAAGGUGGGCAGGCCGGGCAGCUACGCCCAGCUGUCAGGGACGUCCAUGUCAACGCCCCACUUGGCGGGCAUUGCGGCUCUCAUCAUGCAGAAGCACCCCUCGUGGAGCCCCGCACAGGUCAUGUCGGCCAUUAUGACCACCGCCAAGACCACCGACACCAGCGGUGCUGCCAUCGAUAAUGGAUAUGGUGAGGCUGCUACGCCGUGGGAGAUGGGGUCUGGCCAUGUGUUCCCACCCAAGGUGCUGGAUCCUGGCCUCACAUACGACGCCCGGGCAGCUGCUUAUAGGAAUUUUCUAGCCGGGCAGAGUAUGAAGCAGGCAUGGAAGCACUUCCCAGGUGCUAAGCUGACUGCGAGUGCUCCUCGUGAGUUGAACCGUCCAAGUAUCUCAAUCUCCCGGUUAAAAGGGACAGUGACAGCAAACAGGACAGUUACCAACGUUGCUGAUUCCUCCUCCACAUAUACAGCUAGCAUCAAGCCUCCCAACGGAGUCUCCAUCACGGUUUCACCCAACAGAUUUACAAUUGCUCCUGGUCAAAGGGUAACUUUCAUGGUGACCUUCAAAGUGAUCAAUACGUUUGAGAGCUUCCAGUUUGGAAGCCUAACAUGGGCCGAUGCGGAUGCCCAGUCGUACUUGGCGAUCAAGGCGCAGGCGGCCCGAAAGGCUGCCAACGACGCGGAAGCGGUGACGAAUGCAGCGCUGGCGGAUUACAACAUCAAGCUCAACGCGGAGGCUGCAAUUCAGAAGAUCAUUGACGACGCGAACGCUGAUUUGAAUAACGCCCAGACGAAUCUGACGGCUAAGAAGAAGCAGCUGGACGACGCGAAGGUCAAGGCUGAGCCAGCACGCCAGGAGAUGAUGAAGCAACGAGCAGCGAGGAAGGCGGAGCAGGACUACCACGACGAGCUUCAGCAGCAAGCGGCGGAGUCGGACAUCGACGCGGCAGAGCUGGAAAGGGACCUCGUCCCCGCGCAGCAGCAACUGGACCUCGCCAAUCAGCUGCUCGCCGACCAGAUCCUCAUCGCCCAGGAGGCCACCGCCGACUCCACCUACUACGCGCGACGCGCCGCGAAGCUCAAGACUCCAGAGGCGCAGGCAGAGGCCGCCGAAGCGCAGUUAACCCGAGCUCGGGCGAAUCGCAUCCAAGGGGCGCUUGCGAGGCAGGUGGCGCUCGCGAAGGAUGCCUUGGAGUCGAUGCAGGCCGACUUGGCGUUCGCGUUGAAGGACAAGGUCGACACCAAGAAGGCAGUGGCAGAUCACGUGCCCGACCUGAACAAGGCGAAGAAGGACGCCGCAGACGCGGAAGCGACGUACACCAAAUACAUGAACGACAUGAAGACGCUGCCCGCUGUUAUCAACCAGCUCACGGCCGACGUCAAGGUGAAGACGCUAAACGCGGCUAAGGUCACCAAGGAUAACAAGGUGGCACUCGGGCAGGCUGCUUCCGCUCGCGCUCAGGCCGAGACCAUUUACAAAAAUAAGAAGGCGAGGUCCGACGCGCUCAAAGCUGCUGCGGACCAGGCGGAAGCGGACUCCGCGGCUUACGACAAGGCCCACUCCGUCAACUGGAACAACGGCAAAGGCCAAGCGUUUUCAAGAAUAAUCCUGUGGGCGCACACGCACGCAGUGGUGCAGUACUGGAAGGCGAGGCGGGAGAAGGGCGUCCUGCCCGCCAGCGAUGCACCGCACGAGUCGCAGCAGCUGCCUGCAGCAGAGCUGGCGGGGGACGCAUGGUGGGCCGUGGCAGGCGCAGCG
Molecule: messenger RNA, 3345 nt
Organism: Closterium sp. Yama58-4
Lineage: Eukaryota; Viridiplantae; Streptophyta; Zygnematophyceae; Desmidiales; Closteriaceae
Source: the annotation of a GenBank genome assembly